Molecule: messenger RNA, 1848 nt
Organism: Dujonia railenensis
Lineage: Eukaryota; Fungi; Ascomycota; Pichiomycetes; Serinales; Debaryomycetaceae
Source: the annotation of a GenBank genome assembly
AUGGUACGAUUCCUCCAGUUUGAGUACCCGGCCCAACUUUAUCAUACAGAGGUACUUCGCCAUGCAGAUAAUUUCCAAGAAUACAAGCAUGAGGUGUUAUCCACACUCAUCAAUUCUAUCAACUUGAACAGACCGAACUUGGAGUUAUACCUGCAACAACCAUACUUGACAUUUGCAAUCAGAAAUAAACUCAUAGACUUUUUGUUGAAAAUGUCCAUCAGGCUCAAGAUUUUACCAUUCGUGUUCUUUCGCGCAGUUAAGAUCUUUGAUAGAUACUGCCUGAAGAGAGUAGUACUCCUCGAUCAGCUGCAAUUGAUCAUCACAACUUGCUUGUGGAUAGCUGCCAAGGUCCAAGGUGGUAACAACCAUUUUGUUAAUUUAUCCAAUGUUGGAAAGUUAACUGACAUUAAAACCAUAACGGAUUUAGGAUAUGGCCUGGGAGGAAGAUUCUUAGGACCCACUGAAAGAUUCAGACUUCCUAAGUUACACGAAUUGGUCAAGUUAUGUGGUGCUAAGUGCAAGUACGACCAAGGCAUGUUCAAACAAAUGGAAUUGCAUGUCUUACUGACAUUGGAAUGGAGUUUAAACGACCCAUCAGUUGAAGAGUUUUUAAUGCGCCUGGUGGAAUUUAAUAUUGUGAAUUCAGAAAAUGGUGAAGGUGCAGAAAUCGUUCGUGAGAUUAUCAAGACUAAAGAAUAUUUAUCUUAUGUCUCGUUAUAUUCCAAUGAAUUAAUUGACGUAGAUGUAAUUGACUUGAGUAAAGCCAUCUGCCAAUUGACCAACGAAAUGUUGAACUUGACUGAAAACGGUGGCUAUUACCAAAGAAUUAAUUACGUUAAUGAAGCUAGCAAGGACGACGACUUUUUCUACGAAACUUCACCAUUAGGAGGUAGUAACAAUGUAACUGCACUCCCAAUAAAACAUUCCACAUCUAAAUUAACCACUUCAGCUAUUAGGCAGAAUUUAAUAAAGGCCAUUAUGAAUUCCUCCGAAUUCAUUUUGAAGCUUUUCGAGUCGGCAGGUCCACAACAAGUAUUCAAUGCGGUUAUGUAUAAGCAUUCCAACAACAACAAUAAUAGGCCAAUUGCCCUUUGCAACACAACUAACGUUGGAGAAUAUUUACAACAUCCAAGACACCAGUUCAACAACAAUGUAUCGCCAAGUUCACCAUUGAGAUACCUGUCGUCUUCACUGCCAUUAAGAUCAUACCACUCUCCACAAUCGCUCCAGUCAAACACCUCCGGAGCCACUACGCCAAGUGGUAACAGCACAUUUUCACUCACUCAACCUCCUAUCCGCAAGAGGCCUAUUACUUCCAUUACACUGUCUACUUCAUCAUCAUCAACAAUAUCCAUUGCUACACUUUCUUCACUUCUGACUGUAUCAACAGGAGGGACCACUGCAUCUUCAAUCAACACAACAAAUUCUUACAAGAAGUCAGCUAAUCAUCAACACCAACUGAUCCCUCCUCCACAUCAACUCCCUUCCAACUUCAAUGCGUUUCCAACAAUAAACGAAGCAAUAUAUGAACCAGUUGUAUUACCUCUGGUUCUUCUCAAAUCAAACGCUGGAAGUGGAAUAGCUGGUUCUUCUGUCAGAGGAGUUUCUGGGAACAAUGAUGAUUUCCCAGAUCUUACUCCUCAGAACUCAAAAUUUCCCAUGGUUAACCAUCAUAUAGUUAAUCACGCACAUAACAACAGCCAGGCAAGCUUACAUUCUCAAUGUUCUUCUAGAAAUGACCAUGGUUCAAUUUUUGAAUAUGAAUCUACAAAUGCAAACCCCUGCCAUGUGGGGACUCCUUUGAGCGAGGACGAUUCUCCACUGCAUCCCAUGAUUAGAAUUAAAUAA